AUGAUUGCUAAAUCAUAUUUUUAUAGUGGUUCCUCAUCUGAUGACAAUAAAAAAAAUAAGAAUGAGAAUAUACAAAAGGGAUUUAUAUCAAAUGAAAAGAAAAAUGAAAAAACAUUAGAAUUUAAAAGAAGAAAAGUAAACAAAAUUAAUAAGAAGCUUACAACAGAUGAUGUAAAAUCUAAUAUUUUUAAAAAAAUUGAUAUGUCUGAGGAAGCAUCAUUUAAAAAAGACAAAGUUUCUAAAAGAUAUCAUAAUAAUAACGAAAAAGAAAAAUAUUAUAAAGAUAAAAUUAAAAUUAAAACAAAUAGUAUAAAGGAUAAUCAUGUUAAUAAAAAGUACAAUAUAUAUAAUUCUUCUACAUCAACAGAUAAUUCAGAUAUAGAUUAUUUAUAUGAUCAUAAGGAAAAUAAAAAAAAUGAGAAACACAAUAAAAGUGAUAACUCAGAAAAUUCUAUUAAUAUAAGUAUUAAUAUAAAAAAUGAUGAAAGUAAUAAAUACAAUUUGUCAAAUAAACAAUAUUAUAAUCGUAACUCAAAUAAAAAUUUCGAAAAAGAUGAAAAAAAAAAAAAAGAAUAUUACAAAAAAAAUAAUGAUAAAAUUUUGGAUGAAAUAUGGUACACUAAAGAAGAUGAAUUUGUUGAUUCUUUUUAUAAUAUGGAUAUAGAAGCUACCUAUGAAAAAGAAAAAAAAAUGAUCAAUAAUAUUAAAAGCCGAAUAAAUAGUAAUACAGGUAAAAAAGUGAAUCAAAAAAAUUUAGAUAAUAAUUUAUGGGAAUUAAAUAAAUUAAAACAAGGAGGUGUUACAUCAACUUACAAUAAAUUACAACUAGAAAAAAUUAAUGAAGCCAAUGUUACUAAUGAAAUAAAAAAAAUUGUAUUAACAAGAACAGUCAAUCCUCCAUUUAUAGAUAAAUUUAAAUCGUAUAAUAAAAGAAUUGGAAAUAUAGAACAAAGAGAUAAUUUUGAUUAUCAAAAAAGUGAAAAAAAAAAAUCUGAUAAUAUUAAUAAUGAUAAAUAUUAUAGUAAUAAGCAUAUUCAUUCCACCUCCUAUUCGACUGUAGUUAAAGAUGAAACAUGUGAUUUUGUAAAAGCAGCAAAAAAAGGUAGCGAAUUUUUAAAAUAUUUUAAAAGUGAAAACGAAAAAUCUGAAGCUCGAGAUCGAUACUGGGAAAUUAGUAAUAGUAAAUUGGGAGAGUUACUAAAAUUGUAUAAAAAUAAAAAAAAAAAUAUAAAUAAAAAUAUAAAUAAAAAUGAUAAUACAUCAAGAGGGGAUAACGAUAAUGUUAGUAAUAACUCCUUUGAAAGUAAUAAUGAGGAUGAUAAUAAUUCAGAUGUGUUUGAUUAUAAAAAAGAUAAAAUGUAUAGCAGUAUAUUUAAUAUGGAUAAUACUAAUAAGGAUAAGAAAAAUACAUUAAAAGAUAAAGAAGAUUUGUUAAAAUUAAAAGAAUCUUUACCUAUAUACAAAUCAAAACAUGAAUUAUUAGAUGCUGUUUAUAAUAAUAAUAUAAUUAUUAUAGUUGGAGAAACAGGAUCUGGAAAAACUACACAAAUAGUGCAAUACUUAUAUGAAGAGGGUUAUCAUAGAAAUGGUAUUAUUUGUUGUACUCAACCAAGAAGGGUUGCAGCUGUAUCUGUAGCUUAUCGUGUAUCUUAUGAAAUGAAUGUAGAUAUUGGUUCGCUUGUUGGUUACACUAUAAGAUUUGAAGAUAAUACUACAAAAGAUACAAAAAUUAGGUAUGUAACAGAUGGUAUUUUAUUAAGAGAAACUUUAAAUGAUAAAGAAUUAGAUAAAUAUAGUGUUAUAAUUAUGGAUGAAGCACAUGAAAGAUCUAUUAAUACAGAUGUAUUAUUAGGUAUAUUAAAAAAUAUAUGUUUAAAAAGAAAUGAUCUAAAAUUAAUAGUAACAUCAGCAACUAUUGAUGCAAAAAAAUUUUCUCAAUUUUUUGGUAAUGCACCAAUAUAUAAUAUUGAAGGAAGAACUUUUAAAGUACAUAUAGAAUAUUUAAGAACACCUUGUAAUGAUUAUAUAGAAUGUGCUGUUCAAAAAGCUAUACAGAUACAUGUAUCUGAUAAUAACUAUGAUAACAAUUUUGGUGAUAUUUUAAUUUUCAUGACAGGUCAAGAAGAUAUAAAUGCUACUUGUUAUUUAUUAAGUGAACGUUUUUAUGAAGUGUAUGAAUCAUAUAAAGAAUCGAAAAAUAAUAAAAAGGAUACAAUAAAUAAAAUAAAAAAUAUACUAAAUGAAGACAAGAACAACAACAACAAUAAUAAUAAUAGUAAUAUUAGAAAAAAUGGUGAUGGUGAUAAUAAUACAAAUGAUCAUAUCAUAUAUCCAUUUUAUAUCUUUCCCAUAUAUUCCCAAUUAUCUAGUGAACAACAGAGUAAAAUAUUUAAAAAAUAUGAUUUAAGAAAAAUUAUAGUUUCAACAAAUAUAGCAGAGACCUCAUUAACAUUAGAUGGAAUUAAAUAUGUAAUUGAUACAGGAUAUUGUAAAUUAAAAGUAUAUAAUCAGAAUAUUGGUAUGGAUGUAUUACAAGUAACACCUAUAUCACAAGCUAAUGCAAAUCAAAGAUCUGGUAGAGCUGGAAGAACAGGUGCUGGUAUAUGUUAUCGUUUAUAUACAGAAAAUACUUUUUUGUGUGAUUUAUAUCAAAAUAAUAUACCAGAAAUACAAAGAAGUAAUUUAUCAAAUGUUGUACUUUUAUUAAAAUCUUUACAUGUACAAAAUUUAUUUGAAUUUGAUUUUAUUGAUGUACCAAGUAAAGAAAGUAUUAUCAAUUCUUUACAAGAAUUAUGGGUAUUAGGUGCUAUAAAUAAUGAAGGAAAUUUAACAGAAAUAGGAAGAAAAAUGGUUCAAUUUCCAUUAGACCCACCAUUAUCAAAAAUUGUUAUAUAUAGUGAAAAAUUUCAAUGUACUAAAGAAAUAUUAAUUAUUGUUAGUAUGUUAUCAUCUCCAUCUAUUUUUCUUGAAUCCAAAGAAAAUAAUGAAUCAAUCGAAUCCAAGAAAGAAAAAUUUACUGUACCAGAAAGUGAUCAUUUAACCUUAUUAAAUAUAUACUUACAAUGGCGUUCACAUAAUUAUUCAUAUAGUUGGUGUACAAAAAAUUUUAUUCAAUAUAAAGCAUUAAAUAAAGCAAAAGAAGUAUACUCACAAUUAAUAGAUAUAAUUAAAACAUUAAAUAUAAAAAAUGUUUCUUGUGAUAAUAAAUGGGAACUUAUAAGAAAAACAAUAUGUUCAGGAUAUUUUCAUAAUGCAGCUAAAUUGAAAUCAUUUUCAGAAUAUAUUAAUUUAAGAACAAAUGUAUCUUGUCAUGUACAUCCAAAUUCUUCUCUAUACAAUAUUGGAUAUACACCUGAUUAUGUCAUAUAUCAAGAAAUCGUUUUUACUACAAAAGAAUAUAUGAGAAAUGUAACAACUGUUGAUCCAGAAUGGUUAUGUGAAUUAGGUCCUCUCUUUUUUUAUAUGAAAAAUUUAUAA
Plasmodium adleri (nom. inval.) is the source of this 3477-nucleotide messenger RNA. Its product is annotated as pre-mRNA-splicing factor ATP-dependent RNA helicase PRP16. NCBI's taxonomy places the organism in Eukaryota, Apicomplexa, Aconoidasida, Haemosporida, Plasmodiidae. The record is from RefSeq and is a predicted model, not a curated record. Gene Ontology annotation, molecular function: RNA binding; ATP binding. Gene Ontology annotation, biological process: mRNA splicing, via spliceosome. Bases 1 to 3477 code for a protein of 1158 amino acids. The transcript has a single exon. Gene Ontology annotation, cellular component: intracellular anatomical structure; spliceosomal complex.